This is a messenger RNA of Labeo rohita (rohu), 2376 nucleotides long. It is a transcript of the gene lancl2, whose product is annotated as LanC lantibiotic synthetase component C-like 2 (bacterial). Bases 555 to 1853 code for a protein of 432 amino acids. Gene Ontology annotation, cellular component: plasma membrane. NCBI's taxonomy places the organism in Eukaryota, Metazoa, Chordata, Actinopteri, Cypriniformes, Cyprinidae. The record is from RefSeq and is a predicted model, not a curated record. Gene Ontology annotation, biological process: peptide modification; carbohydrate metabolic process. The transcript is spliced from 10 exons.
UGAGAGAGAGAGAGAGAGAGAGAGAGAGAGCACGAGACUGAAGAGUUUUACGGGUUGGUUUGGCGAAUAAUCCUGGAUGGAGGAGCGAAAUCGCCAUCUGCCAUCCACAGAGGCAGACACAUCAUCAUCGUCAUCAUCACCUUCAUCAUCUGCUGCGGUGUCACCCGCCGGAUCUCCGUCCAGUCCGCGCGCGUGUGUGAGAAGGGAAAGUCAAAGCCCGGAAAUGAGGAAGGAAAGGAGCGCUUCCGCCGCAUCCAGACCGGCUUUAAUUGAUCAGAUCGCAUCGAUCGCUUCUUCUGGAGGAUGCUGAAUGAAAAGUGCUCGGGCUGAGGAUAUUCUCCACGACCGAAAGCAGCUCCUGCACUGAUUCUGCACUGGACCUGAAUGGAAGCAUGGAGUGACUCUUGACCUUCAUUAGUAGCCUCACCCAGCAUCAUCAUCAUCAUCAUCACUGUCAGCAUCAGGACCAGUUCAGUCCAGACGACAAAAGCGAAACGCGUUUCCGCUCCAGCAGCCGUAGUGAGCGCGUGUGUCCCUGGCGGGCCGCCGUCGCGAUGGGCGAGAACAUGUCGAAGCGGCUGAAGCUCGUCACGGGCUCCGAGUCAGAGAUGGAGGAGCGCAGCUUCAUCAACCCGUUCCCGGACUGGGACCAGGGCCUGUCGGUGUCAUCCAACUCAGCAAAAGACAGCGGCGGGAACGAGCCCUUUGAUGCCAACGGAAAGAUCAGUGAUGCCUUUCAGAAGAAACUGCAAAGCAAGAUCAAAGACCUUCUCCAACAGAUGGAGGAGGGCCUGAAGACUGCAGAUCCUCACGAUUUUUCUACAUACACAGGCUGGACAGGCAUAGCCCUGCUGUACCUGCAGCUUUAUCGAGUGACGCAGGAGGCCUCACAUCUGCAGCGGGCUCUGGAUUACGUCAAACGCACGCUGAGGAACCUGAACGGACGGCGCGUCACCUUCUUGUGCGGAGAUGCCGGGCCUCUGGCUGUAGGCGCGGUCGUUCACCACCACUUAAAAAACCAGGCCGAGUCCCAGGAGUGCGUCACGAAAUUGCUCCAGCUCCAGCGUUCGGUGCUCAGUCCAGACUCAGACAUUCCCGAUGAGCUCCUGUACGGACGGGCCGGAUACCUCUACGCCCUGCUCUACGUCAACAAAGAGAUGGGGCCGGACACGGUGGACGAGACCACCAUCACCAAGGUGGUGACGGCUAUUUUGGAGUCGGGGAAGAACUUGUCUAAGGAGGAGAAGAAAACCGAGCGCUGCCCGCUGCUGUACGAGUGGCAUAAGAAACAGUAUGUAGGAGCGGCUCAUGGUCUGGCAGGCAUUUACUACAUGCUCAUGCAGCCGAGCGCCAAAGUCCAUCAGGACAUUCUGAACGAGCUGGUUCGGCCCAGUGUGGAUUACGUGCGGCACAAGAAGUUCAGGUCGGGCAAUUACCCAUCUUCCCUCAGCAACGAGACGGACAGGCUGGUGCACUGGUGUCAUGGAGCUCCUGGAGUGCUGCAUAUGCUCAUCAUGGCUCACAAAAUCUUCAAGGAUGAGAAGUACCUGCGAGACGCGGUCGAAUGCGGAGAGGUGAUCUGGCAGAGAGGUUUGCUGAGGAAGGGCUACGGCAUCUGCCACGGCACGGCUGGGAACGGAUACGCCUUCCUCGCUCUGUACCACGCCACACAGGAUAAGAAAUACCUGUAUCGUGCCUGCAAGUUUGCUGAAUGGUGUCUAGACUACGGAACCCACGGCUGCCGUAUUCCUGACCGGCCUUAUUCCCUUUUUGAAGGUAUGGCGGGAGCCAUCCAUUAUCUCUCAGAUGUGGUCCAGCCUGAGGGUUCCUGCUUCCCUGCUUUUGAACUUUGACCUGUGCGUUUGGAAGCAUAGACUUUUACUCCUUCAUUAGGAGCUUUACAUGCUUUUACAGCACAUUUGAUUGUACAGUUUCAUCGCUCUGGACAGACCCUUUAAAAUGAAGAAAACAUUUCUUCCUCAUCACAGACGCAAAAAACCCAACCUUCAGCCUAUAAUUUCCGAGAACGCCGCCUUGAGUUCAGUUUUCGUAGCUUGUAGUCUUUCUCAGUAUGUUGCUGUUAUUUUGGAUAAUAUUUGAUGCUAAUAUAUGAUUUUGUUUUAGUUUCUAUCUUUGUAUGUUACGGCACAACAGCAUUUCUUGCAUCUGCAUGCUCGUCGGGGAAUAGCGGUGCCUCGACUCGAUCGUCUGUCGCGCACUGGAGCGUUUGUCCCGUGUGAAAGUGGUUGUCUUUGUCUUUGCAUGAGGAUGGCAACAUGUCGGAAUGUGCCGGUGUACGUGUGCCUUUAGGUCAAUUAAUCCAGUAUCCAACAUGGUGUGGUUGUGGAGUUUGUACUGUGCGUAUGUCAGUGUUUC